GUUGAUUUUAUAAUAGAUUGUUUUUGGUUGAUAUCUUGCAAGUACCACUUUACACGCUUACCGAUUUUAAGUACCUAGUUUUCUAUAGAAAAAAAAUAUUCGACUUAGAAACAUGAAGCUGAUAGGUGGCUUAGUAGUUUUGUGCUCCAUUUAUAUAGUGGAUGCAGCUGAUUUAAUUGUAUCUCUACCUUAUGGAACAAUUCGGGGAAAAGAACUUGUUAGUCCUGGCAACAAAACGUUUAGGGCAUUUCAGGGAAUCCCAUAUGCUGCAGCUCCUGUUGGUACCUUGAGGUUUCAGGCACCUCAAGACCCCUAUAGUUGGGAAGGGACUAAAAACACCACAAAAGAUGGGCAUGUCUGUUUUUCAAUUAAAAAGGAUAGUGAUGAGGAAAAUGAAGACUGUUUAUUCAUGAAUGUUUUCACACCUAUCCUUAAUAAUUCAUUAGCAGAAAAACUUCCAGUUAUGCUUUGGAUAUAUGGUGGAGCCUUUAGAACCGGUUCAUCAAAAUAUAAUAGUUUUGGACCCGAUUUCCUUAUUGAAAAAGAUGUUGUCAUUGCCAGUUUCAACUAUAGAGUAGGUCCUUUUGGAUUUUUGGCUACGGAAGAUGGCGUAAUCCCUGGCAAUGCGGGGUUAAAAGAUCAAGCCAUGGCUAUAAAAUGGGUUAAUGAAAAUAUUGCAUUGUUUGGAGGUGAUCCUGCUAGAGUCACACUAUUUGGACAAAGCGCAGGCGGAGCUUCAGUGGGAUAUCAGUUACUUUACAAAAAAAAUGAAGGUUUAAUUAAUGGGGCAAUUCUCCAAAGUGGCAGCCCCUUGAGUUCCUUUAGUUUUAUGGGAGACAUCAGUGCAAGAGCAUACGCCUUUGAUUUGGCUAGUCAAAUUGAUAACUCGACUAACUUUGGGAACGAUACUGACUUAUUAGUUGAUUUUCUUCUGAAUGUUACUGGAAGACAAAUUGAUAAAGCAUCUACUUUAACAACCGUAACUUCGAGGCCCUUACCAGUUAUCGAGAACGAUUCUGAAGACGCUUUUCUUACUAGAGAAUCUUAUGAAAUGUUAUUGGCAGGCGAUUUCCUAAAGAUACCCAUAAUGGUGGGCACAACUUCUGAAGAAGAUAUUUAUGGUUUUGACGACAUUGAGUCAGUAAACAGCUCUUUUACAAGUUAUGAUAAAAAACAUGCUAAAUUUGUACCUUCUAAAGGGUUUCAUCUUAAAACUGGUCAAACUAGUGAAGAAGUAGGUGAAGAGAUAUACCAGUUAUAUUUUGCCAACGUGUCAUCAGAUGAAAAGUUAGGUCAUUUUGUAAAAUAUUCUAGUGAUAACAAAUAUUCAAAACCAAUGAUCAAACAUGCAGAUUUAUCAUCCAACUAUACUGAUGUCUAUUUCUAUAUAUUUUCGCAUGAUGGUCCUAUGGGUAACUGGAAUUUUUCCGUACCCGGUGCUGAUUUAGUGGGUCAUGGCGAAGAUGACAGAUACAUAUGGCAAGUUAAAUCAAGCACUUACACUAAUGUUGAUUUAUCCAUAUUCCCGGAGGCAGAUAGACUGACACAUGAAAGAGUUAUCACGCUGUGGACUAAUUUUGCAAAAUAUCUAAAUCCUACACCGGAGGAAUCAGCGCUUUUGCAAAAUAUCACGUGGCCAAAAGUAACACCUGGAAAUUUUCAAUACUUGGAUAUUGGAGACGAUUUGAUAAUAAGGGAAGACCCAAAAAGUCCAUAUUACGCUGGAUGGACUAAAAUAUACGAGCAGUACAAUGAAAGGCCAUUUACUAUUUUUUAAAACAGCUAUAAAAAAUGUAGUUUAAAUAAUUGGCAUUAUAUUAUCCAGUUAAUUUUUUCUCCUUCUAUUUUAUGAAUAAAUAAUAUUUAAAUUUGGUGUACGUAAUAAAAAUGAACAAUAUGAA
Anthonomus grandis grandis is the source of this 1901-nucleotide messenger RNA. Its product is annotated as juvenile hormone esterase-like. The transcript has 11 exons. Lineage: Eukaryota; Metazoa; Arthropoda; Insecta; Coleoptera; Curculionidae. The coding region runs from base 113 to 1777 and encodes 554 amino acids. The record is from RefSeq and is a predicted model, not a curated record.